Molecule: messenger RNA, 1161 nt
Organism: Paramormyrops kingsleyae
Lineage: Eukaryota; Metazoa; Chordata; Actinopteri; Osteoglossiformes; Mormyridae
Gene: pgfb
Product: placental growth factor b
Biological process (GO): induction of positive chemotaxis; positive regulation of angiogenesis; positive regulation of protein phosphorylation
Cellular component (GO): membrane
Molecular function (GO): chemoattractant activity; growth factor activity; vascular endothelial growth factor receptor binding
Source: RefSeq, a predicted model, not a curated record
UUAGUGGCAAUGCACGUAACACUCUGCGUUAGAAGCACGAGCCAGCGAAGCCCAACAUCAAGACCACGCUGAAUAAUUAGGUGGCAGUGAUUUGUUGCGAAUAUACAUGCGCUUUUGUCGUUUUCAACUUAAUUCAUUUAAAAAUAAUUCGUGUACAAAUAAACUUACUAAACAGUAGUCCUUCUGUACACUUAUUUAACUAUUUUGUUGUAUAUAGAACAUUUUUAAUUACUAGUUUAAUUGAAGAUAUGCAGAGAGAAUAAACAGUACUAGCAUCUGCUGAGAUUCGUAGUCUGCAAACUGCUACUUCAGUGAGACUUCAUACCUCCUUCGCUUCAUCGAUUUUGUGCUUCUCUGAGCCGUGCGUAGCCAUGCGCCCAUUCUCUCGGUUCUUUACCACUGAAAUCGGAUCAAAGAACUGACUCCUGACUUGGCAUUUUCCCUUUUUUUUGGAAAUAUUUAAUUGAUUUUCAUCAGUGUUUUGAUUGCAUUUGUUUUGGAUUUCCUGACACCCCGUUAAAUUCUUCAUCUGGAAAUUGCAUGGAAGCGCGAAAUGAAAUUUUUUGCCUACAUCAUCCAAAUAGUUGCUGCUGUCCAGCUACAAGUUUCACCUGCGCAGUUUCAGAGUUUUCUGUCCGGUGCCAACAGCACAUUUGAAGUGGUGUCGUUCCAAGACGUGUGGGAGCGCAGCUUCUGUCGCACUAUCGAAAAGCUGGUGGAGGUGGUACAGGAAUAUCCCGGGGAGGUGGAGCACAUCUUCAGCCCCUCCUGUGUGCCCCUUGUGCGCUGUGCUGGCUGCUGUGGCGACGAGAACCUGGAGUGCCGGCCCACAGACACCAGCAACGUCACCAUGCAGCUGCUGAAGAUCAAGCCAGCAGAAGGAGACAGAGAAUAUGUAGACAUGACUUUUGUGGAGCAUAAAGCAUGUGAAUGUAGACCCAAAAAACUGCUGAGAAAUGGAAGACGGAGGCAGAAAGGGAGAGGGAGGAAGAGGAAGGACAAACAGAGGCCGAAGGAUUGUGAUACGUGUCAGCCUCCACGCAGGUAACUGCAGUCCUGCCCCCACGGCGACCUCCACCUGUAUUUAUCUCCCCUCGGCGGUCUUCUAAGCACUUUUCCGGAUAUCGUGUCGCUCGGCACCUGGGACUGAAGCGGCGGGGU